Molecule: messenger RNA, 1398 nt
Organism: Neoarius graeffei (lesser salmon catfish)
Lineage: Eukaryota; Metazoa; Chordata; Actinopteri; Siluriformes; Ariidae
Gene: best4
Product: bestrophin 4
Exons: 9
Coding region: 1-1398 (465 amino acids)
Molecular function (GO): chloride channel activity
Source: RefSeq, a predicted model, not a curated record
AUGACGGUGUCGUACACUCUGGAGGUAGCGAACGCUCGUUUCGGUGGAUUUACUAAACUUCUGUUCCGAUGGAAGGGCAGCAUUUACAAACUGCUCUAUAAAGAGUUCCUCGUCUUCUGCUUCCUGUACGGCCUCUUCAGUGUCAUAUACAGGUGUGUAUUAAGUGAAGUUCAGCAGGAGAUGUUUGCGAGAGCAGCACGUCACUGUAAUAAAUUCGCUAAACUCAUUCCCAUGUCAUUCGUUCUCGGUUUUUACAUCUCGACAGCGUUCCAGCGUUGGUGGGGUCAGUACACCAGUUUUCCUCUCCCUGAUAAUCUGAUGAUGGUGGUGUCAGGGAACGUGCAUGGUGUUGAUGAACGCGGCCGGAUGAUGAGGCGUACGCUCAUGAGGUACGCGAACCUGUCAUCUGUCCUCAUCCUGCGCUCCAUCAGCACACGCGUACGCAAACGCUUCCGCACACUCGAGGAUAUCGUGGAGGCAGGGUUUAUGACUGAGGCAGAGUUAAAGACUCUCAAUCACCUGCACUCAGACUUUAAUAAAUACUGGAUGCCGCUGACGUGGUUUGCUAAUUUAGCAUCAAGAGCGAGAGAAGAGGGCCGAGUGAAAGACGACAUCGCUCUCAGACUGCUGAUGGAUGAGCUGAAUAAUUACAGAGCGAAAUGCAGCAUGCUCUUUCACUACGACUGGAUCAGCAUCCCGCUCGUCUACACUCAGGUGGUGACGAUCGCCGUGUAUUCCUUCUUUACUUUCUGUCUGAUUGGACGGCAGUUUGUGAGGCCCGAGAAAGCAGAUGAGCUCAGAGUCCAUGUGGAUCUGUACAUCCCCGUCUUCACACUGCUCGAGUUCUUCUUCUACGCCGGCUGGCUGAAGGUCGGAGAACUGAUCAUCAACCCAUUUGGUGAAGAUGACGAUGAUUUUGAGACGAAUCAGCUGAUCGAUCGAAACAUUCAGGUGUCGAUGCUCGCUGUGGAUGACAUGCACCAGAACCUUCCUCCUCUUCAGAAGGACAAAUACUGGACGGAUAAAGCUCUGAGUCACGUGUUCACUCCGGCGCGGCCCGUCUUUAUGGGCUCUACAUAUGACAUGAGGGUGACGGAUGAAGACAUGGAGGAUGUGAUGGCUGAUUAUCGGAUGCUACCGGUCAGUGUCUGGCCUCCGGCUGGACGGAAGCAGAAGAAGAGACGAGGAGCAGCACGAAUCUGCUGCUGUUGUAAACACGCGACAUCUAAUGGGAACACACAGGAAAGAGAAGCUGAGAGUGAAAACAUAAUACCAAAUAAAACACACACUCCGGCACAGUGUGAGGACAUGACGCAGACACAGACGGAGUGUGUGGUGGCUUUAGAGCUGUCUGAUGAAGACCAGCACACAGAUCAUCAUCACAGUCUGGAGCACUGA